Molecule: messenger RNA, 435 nt
Organism: Myxocyprinus asiaticus (Chinese sucker)
Lineage: Eukaryota; Metazoa; Chordata; Actinopteri; Cypriniformes; Catostomidae
Product: 28S ribosomal protein S18c, mitochondrial-like
Exons: 7
Coding region: 1-435 (144 amino acids)
Biological process (GO): mitochondrial translation
Cellular component (GO): mitochondrial small ribosomal subunit; ribosome
Molecular function (GO): small ribosomal subunit rRNA binding; structural constituent of ribosome
Source: RefSeq, a predicted model, not a curated record
AUGUUUGCCCUUUCUAAUUGUCGCCUGUUUCUACAGGCUCUUCCAAGGCAAUCAGUUACACCUAAGAUGCUAAUGGAGGUUAUAAGAUGCUAUACGGUUCUCAACAUCAGAGGUCUGACAACAUCUUCGCAAGAGACACCGAAAAAGGAUGAAAUACCCAUCAAAAUGGAAAACCCAUACAAGCAACCUCAGAAAACCUGCAUUCUCUGCAAUAUAUCCGUAGACUACAAAAAUGUUCAGCUGUUGUCUCAGUUCAUUUCACCACAGACAGGCAGAGUAUAUGGCAGACAUGAAACAGGCUUGUGUGGACGAAAGCAAAAGGAGGUAUCGAAGGCAAUAAAGAAAGCUUGCUCAAUGAGUUACAUGUCAGUCACACUCAAGGAUCCCCAGUUUAUGAAAGACCCUGACAUUUGUGGCACUAGACAAUUUGAGUAG